This is a messenger RNA of Camelus dromedarius (Arabian camel), 7310 nucleotides long. It is a transcript of the gene NKTR, whose product is annotated as natural killer cell triggering receptor. Gene Ontology annotation, cellular component: intracellular membrane-bounded organelle. The record is from RefSeq and is a predicted model, not a curated record. Gene Ontology annotation, molecular function: peptidyl-prolyl cis-trans isomerase activity. Bases 125 to 4528 code for a protein of 1467 amino acids. Gene Ontology annotation, biological process: protein folding; protein peptidyl-prolyl isomerization. The transcript is spliced from 17 exons. Lineage: Eukaryota; Metazoa; Chordata; Mammalia; Artiodactyla; Camelidae.
GGGGCGGGGGUGGUGGUCCGUUAGUAGCGUUGGGCCCCGGCCGUGGUGGCAGCGCUCUCUCCUCUGCUCGCGAGGAGCUGCUCAGGCUGGAGGCCAGCCAGCUCUUGCCGCCACCUCGGUCGCGAUGGGGGCGCAGGACCGGCCGCAGUGCCACUUCGACAUCGAGAUCAACCGGGAGCCGGUUGGUCGCAUUAUGUUCCAGCUCUUCUCAGAUAUAUGUCCAAAAACAUGCAAAAACUUCCUUUGCCUAUGCUCAGGAGAGAAAGGCCUUGGGAAAACAACUGGAAAGAAGUUAUGUUAUAAAGGUUCUACAUUCCAUCGUGUGGUUAAAAACUUUAUGAUUCAGGGUGGGGACUUCAGUGAAGGUAAUGGAAAAGGUGGAGAAUCAAUUUAUGGUGGAUAUUUUAAAGAUGAAAACUUUAUUCUCAAACAUGACAGAGCGUUCCUUUUGUCAAUGGCAAAUCGAGGGAAACAUACCAAUGGUUCCCAGUUUUUCAUUACCACAAAACCUGCUCCACACCUGGAUGGGGUGCAUGUUGUCUUUGGACUAGUUAUUUCUGGUUUUGAAGUAAUCGAACAAAUUGAAAAUCUGAAAACGGAUGCUGCAAGUAGACCUUAUGCAGACGUGCGAGUUAUUGACUGUGGGGUGCUUGCCACAAAAUCAACGAAAGAGGUUUUUGAGAAAAAAAGGAAGAAACCAACUCAUUCAGAAGUCUCGGACUCCUCUUCCAAUUCUUCUUCCUCUUCUGACUCAUCCUCAGAGAGUGAGACUGAGCAAGAGAGAAGCAGAAGAAGGAAACAUAAGAGGAGGCCCAAAGUUAAACGUUCUAAAAAGAGACGAAAGGAAGCAAGCAGUUCAGAAGAGCCAAGGAAUAAACAUAUUAUAAUGAGUCCAAAAGGUCACUCUGAGAGGAGUGAUACCAAUGAAAAAAGGUCAGUCGAUUCAAAUGCUAAAAGGGAAAAGCCUGUGGUCCGGCCAGAAGAAAUUCCUCCAGUGCCAGAGAACCGAUUUUUACUGAGAAGAGAUAUGCCUCUUGUCACCGUGGAGCCUGAACCUAAGAUUCCUGAUGUGACACCCAUUGUAAGUGAUCAGAAACCAUCUGUAUCAAAGUCUGGACGGAAGAUUAAAGGAAGGGGUACAAUUCGCUAUCACACACCUCCAAGAUCAAGAUCCUGUUCUGAAUCAGAUGAUGAUGACAGCAGUGAAACUCCUCCUCACUGGAAAGAAGAAAUGCAGAGACUGAGAGCAUACAGACCACCUAGUGGAGAAAAAUGGAGUAAAGGAGAUAAGUUAAGUGAUCCCUGUUCAAGCCGAUGGGAUGAAAGAAGCUUGUCCCAGAGAUCCCGAUCAUGGUCCUAUAAUGGAUAUUAUUCAGAUCUUAGUACAGCAAGACACUCUGAUGGUCACCAUAAAAAACGCAGAAAAGAGAAGAAGGUUAAGCACAAAAAGAAAGCCAAAAAGCAGAAACAUUGCAGAAGGCACAAACAGACUAAGAAAAGAAGGCUUACUGUACCAUCUGAUAUAGAAUCCUCAAAGUCUUCCACCCGACGAGUGAAAUCCUCGUGUGGUAGAGAAAGGAGAUCUCGUUCUUCCUCAUUGUCAUCUCAUCACUCAUCCAAGAGGGACUGGUCUAAAUCUGAUAAGGAUGACCAGAGCUCUUCAACCCAUUCCAGCAGAGACUCAUACAGAUCGAAAUCUCACUCACAGUCCUAUUCUAGAGGAAGCUCAAGAUCAAGGACUCCAUCAAAAUCCUCAUCACAUUCUCGAAGUAGAUCAAAGUCCAGAUCUAGUUCCAAGUCAGGGCGCCAAAGAACAGCAUCAAAAUCACCAAGAAGAACAGCCUCUCAGUUAAGUGAAAAUAAACCUGUUAAAUCAGAACCUUUAAGAGCAACAGUGACGCAAAAUGAAAGUGUUGUAGUACAACCGGUGGUUGCCGAAAAUAUUCCUGUAAUACCACUGAGUGACAGUCCCCCUCCUUCAAGGUGGAAGCCUGGACAGAAGCCCUGGAAGCCUUCUUAUGAGCGAAUCCAGGAAAUGAAAGCUAAAACAACCCACUUGCUGCCCAUCCAGAGCACUUACAGUUUAGCAAAUAUUAAAGAGACUGGGAGUUCAUCAUCCUACCAUAAAAGAGAAAAAAAUUCAGAGAGUGAUCGGAGCGCUUAUUCAAAGUACAGUGAUAGAAGUUCAGAAAGUUCACCAAGGUCAAGAAGCAGAUCUUCCAGGAGUAGAUCUUAUUCCAGAUCAUACACAAGGUCGCGAAGCCUAGCUAGUUCACAUUCAAGGUCUAGGUCCCCCUCAUCUAGAUCUCAUUCACGAAAUAAAUACAGUGAUCGCUCACGGUGUAGUAGAUCAUCUUCAUAUUCUUCUGUUAGCAGUGAUAAUGGAAGACGGGCCAAGAGAAAAUUUAGACCGAAUGGGAAAAAAAAUAACACUUCAAAUAAAAGGCACAGCAGCAGCUCUGAGAAGACACUUCGUAAUAAAUAUGUCAAAGUCAGAGACAGGUCUUCGUACCAGAGAAAGUAUAGUGAAAGCAGGUCAUCUUUAGAUUAUUCUUCAGACAGUGAAGAGUCAAGUGUUCUGGUUACACAGUCAGCCCAGGAAAAAGAGAAACAAGUCCAAAUGGAAAUGAAUAAUAAACAAGAGAAAAACAGAGAUGAAGAAAAAUCUAAGCCUGAACGGGAAUGUCCUAGCUCAAAAAAAAGAACUCUAAAAGAAAAUCUUGCUGAUCACUUUAGAAAUGGCAGUAAGACCAAAAGGAAGAAUUAUGCUGGGAGUAAAUGGGACUCGGAGUCAAAUUCUGAACGAGAUAUAACUAAAAACAGUAAAAAUAAUGCCCGGCCAUCUUCUGAUAAGGAGGAGGGUGAGGCCACUUCAGAUUCUGAGUCUGAGUUGGGUGAAAUUCACAUCAAAGCCAAACCCACAACGAAGUCUUCAGCAAAUACUUCACUGCCUGAUAGUAAUGGUGCUUGGAAAUCAAGCAGACAGCGGUCGUCAACCUCUGAUUCCGAGGGGUUCUGUUCCAAUUCAGAGAGCACUAGAGGAAAGCCACACAAGCACAAACACGGCUCAAAGGAGACUCUUAAAAGGGAACACACCAAGAAAGCGAAGGAGAAAUUGAAAGGGAAAAAAGACAAAAAGCACAAGGCUCCAAAACGAAAACAAGCUUUUCACUGGCAGCCUCCACUAGAAUUUGGUGAAGAGGAGGAGGAGGAGAUUAAUGAAAAGCAAGUUACUCAGGAGGCAAAAGAGAAAAAACAGGUUUCUGAAAACAGUGAAGCCAUAAAAGAAAAUAUUCUCCAAACCGAGAAGUCCUGUGAAGACGGCAGCCUUUCAGGUAAACAUAAUACGGUAACAGUUCCACCAGACAUUGAUCAGCCUACUAAGGAGGGUAGUAAACUCAGCAACUCUCCCACAGCUUUAAAUGCUGAGGAAAAUGUCGUCCAUUCUCCCCUGAACAUUGAGUGUGUUGAAGAAAGCGUCCCAAGCGGAGUAGAGGAUGUACUUCAGACAGACGACAACAUGGAGAUCUGCACUCCUGAUAGAAGUUCCCCAGCAAAGGUCGAAGAGACUUCCCCUCCAGGAAAUUCAAGGCUUGACACCCCGGAUAGAAGCAUUGUUCUAAAGCAGGACAUGCCAACAGAGCAUCCUGAAGCAGAGGUGGGGAAACAGGAAAGCAGCACGUCGGAAAGCAAAACUGUGGGCAAAGUGGGAAAACAGGACGGCAGCUCUGCCAGCUCUGCUUUCUUGGCAGAAAGCACUGUGAAGAGGGAGGUGGCUGAGAAAAGCCAGACCAGCCUCAUGGAUAAUAAAUGGAAGCCCCUGCAAGGUGUGGGGAACCUGGCAGCACCAACUGCUACCACAUCCAGUGCUGCAGAAGUUAAGGCAUUGACUGCUGUGCCUGAAAUGAAACCACAAGGCUUGAGAAUAGAAAUUAAAAGCAAAAAUAAAGUUCGUCCUGGGUCUCUCUUUGAUGAAGUAAGAAAGACGGCACGCUUAAACCGGAGGCCAAGAAAUCAGGAGAGUUCGAGUGAUGAGCAGACACCUAGUCGGGAUGGUGAUAGCCAGUCCCGGAGUCCAAGUCGAUCUCGAAGUAAAUCUGAAACCAAAUCAAGACACAGAACAAGGUCUGUCUCCUACAGUCACUCAAGAAGUCGAUCUCGAAGUUCCACAUCAUCCUAUCGAUCAAGAAGCUACUCUAGAAGUCGGAGCAGAGGAUGGUACAGCAGAGGCCGCACAAGAAGCCGGAGCAGUUCCUACCGCAGUUACAAAAGUCAUAGGACGUCCAGCAGGAGCAGAUCCAGGAGCAGCUCGUACGAUCCCCACAGUCGGUCCAGCAGGUCCUACACUUACGAUAGCUACUCCAGCAGGAGUCGGAGCCGAAGUAGAAGCCAGAGGAGCGACAGUUAUCACCGAGGCAGGAGUUACAAUAGGCGGUCCAGGAGUUGUAGAUCUUAUGGCUCCGACAGUGAAAGUGACCGAAGUUACUCCCAUCACCGGAGCCCCAGUGAAAGCAGCAGAUAUAGUUGAAUGUGUCCCCUUUUUUUUUUUUGAUACAGAUUCUAUCUUAUUUGUAAAUAUCUGGUAACUUAUAAGUUUAAGAAACUUAAUGGCAGUCUCUUGUUCUGUUUGAAUAUUAGAGGAAUUUGAAAAAUAGACACUUCUUAAUUGUUACUUGUUCAUUUACAUGUGCGCAGAAUUUAAAAUACAGAUAUGUCUCCCAAAAAUACUUGUAUGCCGCAUUUUACAGUAGCCAACUAUGGAAGUGAAUUUCAUUUUCUUGAAUCAAGAAAUCAUGAAAUUUAAGUAUAAUUUGCAAUAUUAUUUUAUAUAGACUGUUUCUCUCCAUCUCAUGUAUUUCUCAGAAUACAGAUUAUUUUUGCCCGUUUUUCAGGUUUUAGCAUAUGUGCUGCCAGGCAUAGAGCUAUGGAUGAGAACUGUAAAAGGUGGCCAAAUAUUUAUAUACCAGUUACACAGAUCUCAUACAUGUGUGCUCUUCAGAUAAACCACCCAGAAUUGAUACUGAUGGUAGCCAGGAGGAUAAGGCAGUGGUCUGAGGUUCUUAAUUCAUUCCUUACUUCUCUGUUGUCUCAGAUUAUCAGGAAAGUGGUCACCAUACAGCCCACUCUCUGUGUUAUUUCAGGCUGGCGGGUGAGGUUAAGAAGAGUAAAUUAGCUUUAACUAUAGAUAUCUGCACUGUCUCUAAGGCCCUAAUGUUUUAUGUGCUUUUUAAUAAAUACUAUUGGAAGUUCAGUUUGUAAGAAGACAAUUCUAUUCCAGUUUAUGCUUUGGUGCUUGGUACCUUUUGGUGCCUCUUUAAGCAUUAUUCUUCUAUACUGUACAUUAGAAUUCCGUAAGAGAGAGAAAUGAUUUUUUUAAUUCACUGGCACCCAACAUGGUUCCUUCUCAGCUAUAUUCACUUUAAAUAUUUGGAGGGCUUCUCUCAAGCACAGGUGUGGGCCGAGGUCCCUGGAGCAGGCAGGAUUGGCACAGGGUUGUGUGGCAACUCAGGUCUGCUGCACAGAACUGAUGCGUGUGCCCCUGGAAGAGCAAACUUCAAAAGUAACACCAGGAUCUACCUGCCACCAUCCUGGACACACUUCGCAGGGCUUUACUUCUAAGUCUUUCAACUGAGAGGUAGACGCAAGAGCAGUUGUUCCCAGCACCAGCAUGUUUCCUGGUUUCUGCUGUAACCCGCACUGACUCGGCGAAGCCUCGUGUGACAUGGUACAGCCAGGAAGACAGACAGGGGAAGCAAGGUGUGCGUACUGCGUAGGUUACACAUGUUCACAGUCUUUCGUGGUUCCUGCAAAAAUGAUUUGACCUGUAAAAACUGGUGAGUUGUUUUUUUUUUUUAAUUUUUAGUUUGAAUUUUUUUCUCCAAGUGUACUUAAUCACCUCAGUGCCAGUUUAAUCCAGGUAUGCAGAAGAAGUUCAUAUUGGAUGUUUCAUGCAGAACUCUGCCAUCCUACCCCAGGGCUUGCCUAGGGUUCUUGGGAAGUGGGAAAGAGCCCUCAGUUGGAGGGAUCUGACCACCCUGAUGGAUGGAGGGGUGACCUUGGAUGUAUUAAAACCAUUGCCCAUAAAAGGUUCAUAAACAGGGUUAAGGGGUCCAGUUGUUUGCCAAGUUGAUAGAUGAAAAUGCAUUAGAAAAUAGGACCUAAGUCAAACAGACGUGCUUGAUAGUGAAUACAAAACACCAUGUGGUUUAUAUGAAGGGUUUUCUAAAGUUGCCUCUGGAGGAGAGUAUCUUUAACAAUACUUAGUGAAAGAAACUGCAUUUACAACCCAAACAAAAACUGCCAAAUCUAAUUACGUUAAGAAAAGUUACCUUUUGGCAGUGUAUUAGUUUUAUAUUGCUUUGUAACAAAUUACCCCAAAUGUAGCAGCUUAAAGCAACACCCAUUUCUUAGCUCACGGUUCUGUAGCUCAUGAGUCCGGCACGAUGUGGCUGGAUUCUCUGCUCAGGGUCUCACAAGGCUGAAAUCCAGGGUCAGCAGGGCAGCAUUCCUUCACAGAGGCUCUGGGGAAGAAUCUCCUUCCGAGUUCAUUCAGGUUGUUGGCAGUAUUCAGUUCCUUGCUGGCUGCAGCCGGGGGCCUCUCUCGGCUCCUUAAGGCUGCUCACGUUCCUCCUUGUGUGUUCCCUCCAUCUUUAAACCAGCAAGGGCCUGUCGAGGCCUUCUUCUUGUGCUUCAGAUCUCUCUGCCUUCCUUCUCUGGUUUCAGGUUCAUGUUGUGAUUAGAUCAGGCCCACUGAGAACAGUCUCCCUGUAUUAAGGUCAACAGUGCCAUAGAACAUCUCAUAAUCACAGAAGUGAGAUCAUAUUCCCAGGUUCCUGGGAUGGGGGCAUGAAAUAGGAGGAGGGGCAUUUUAGAAUUCUGCCUCCCACAGGCAAUAGCUUUGCCGUUGCACUGUGGGUAGACUUUUAUCCUAAAAAGGUGGGCCCUAGAAGCCUCGUUUGUUCUUUUCAUGGGAAAGAACAGCCCUCAGCUGCAGCAUUUAACUUGUGUGUUUACUGAAUGGACUACAGAAAUAGCUUUUCUUUCUAAAGGGGAUUAUUCUGUAUUUUAAGUUAUUUUUUAAUAAAGUUGAAUUACAUCGUGUUUUGUGCUUCUUAAUAGAAAAUGCAUCAUUGGACUGUUUUUGUAACGUCCUGUUUACUGCAAAUGAAACGAUAUAGCUGAUAUUGUUCAAAAACUGUAGAAAAUACUUUUGUACAUAUUGGUAGUGUCUAAUUUGUAUACAUUUCAUUUAAAUUUCCCUAAAAUUUGAAAGGGGACCUUGUAGAAAUUAAAAUAUAUGCUUAGUCUAA